AUGAAUUCGAAUACAGCACAACCAGGGACGAAAAUUCCUGUGACAAUUAUCACUGGAUAUCUCGGGGCAGGAAAGUCUACAUUGCUGAACUACAUUCUCACAGAGCAGCACGACAAGCGCAUAGCUGUUAUUCUGAAUGAGUUUGGCGCCAGUGAGUCGAUGGAGCAAAGUAUGCAGGUCGGCAAGGAUGGGGAGCUCUACGAAGAAUGGCUCGAGCUUCGCAACGGCUGUCUGUGUUGCUCGGUGAAAGACAAUGGUGUUAAAGCCAUUGAAAACCUGAUGCUCAAAAAGGGAAAGUUUGACUACAUUUUGUUAGAGACCACCGGAUUGGCGGAUCCCGGCCCCAUCGCUAGCAUGUUUUGGUUGGAUUCUGAGCUUGGUGCUGAACUUUUCCUAGAUGGUGUGGUGACUGUCAUAGAUAGUAAACAUUGCUUGAAGUACCUGCAAGGAGAAGUGGCCAAAGGAGAGGUAAAAUCAAAAGCUGCGAAUGAAGGAAAUACCACCGAAUGUGAAAGGCAAAUCGCGCUUGCCGAUAGGAUCAUAAUGAAUAAGUGUGAUCUAAUUGGUGAUGAUGAGGUUGCAUCCCUAGAGAAGACAAUCAAGUCAAUCAAUGCAACAGCUACCCUUACUCGGGCAAAACGAGCGAAGGUGGAAUUGGAUUUCAUACUAGACCUCCGCGCGUACGAUGCUAUAGAUACCAGCAAUUUUGCCCAAGAGAUGUAUGCGGACUACAAACAUGUAGCUGAUACGACAAUUCGUACGGUUCUAGUGGAAGCAGAAGGCCACGUCGUCUCAGAGGAGGUGCUUACCCGGUGGCUAGCUCAUACGCUAAUGGACGAUGAGGGAGAGAGUGACAUCAAACAAAUUUUGCGAUUAAAAGGAGUCGUAUCCUUUAAAGACAGGAAAGAGCGUGUGGUAAUACAAGCCGUUCAAGAAAUGUUCGACAUAUUCUAUACAACUCCUUGGGAAGAGGGUGAGAAGCGCAAUAACCGAAUCUUGCUAAUCGGUCGGUUUAUGGACCAGGAUGCUAUCAACAAGAGCUUCCAGGAAAUCUGUCAUUAGUCUAAGAAAUACGUCCUGCGGCAGUGGGUUCUUGUCACGAGUCUAAUGAGCGUGCAAUUACAUCACACUGGAAGCGGUGUGGAGAAAAGAUGAUUUGCAAGUGCUUCAAGUCAAUUGUCAAUUGACGUAGAUACUUAAGAACGACUUUAAUU
Messenger RNA from Sphaeroforma arctica JP610, 1214 nucleotides. RefSeq lists its product as hypothetical. The transcript has 9 exons. The record is from RefSeq and is a predicted model, not a curated record. Bases 1 to 1062 code for a protein of 353 amino acids. Gene Ontology annotation, cellular component: cytoplasm. NCBI's taxonomy places the organism in Eukaryota, Ichthyosporea, Ichthyophonida.